Messenger RNA from Orycteropus afer afer, 1206 nucleotides. RefSeq names its product fibronectin type III and ankyrin repeat domains 1 (gene FANK1). The record is from RefSeq and is a predicted model, not a curated record. The transcript is spliced from 10 exons. Gene Ontology annotation, molecular function: protein binding. Gene Ontology annotation, cellular component: nucleus. Gene Ontology annotation, biological process: regulation of apoptotic process. NCBI's taxonomy places the organism in Eukaryota, Metazoa, Chordata, Mammalia, Tubulidentata, Orycteropodidae. The coding region runs from base 1 to 1206 and encodes 401 amino acids.
AUGCCAGCUCCUGUACCAGUGGAAUUCUGCUUCCUUUCAGCUUUGCAGGCAUCAGGAAGGUGGACCCUGUGUAUCCCUGAUGUACGGGGAAGCCGUGGCUCGCUGAGCAGCCAUAAUGCACGCAGACAGCCCCUCUUCUUCAUGGAAACGGUGCCUGACACACUGUAUUGUUCUUUUGUAGAAAUCACGCCACCCUCGAGGCCGCCUCCACCUGUUGUGGGCAAGGUGACUCAUCACAGCAUUGAACUGUACUGGGAUCUGGAGAAGAAAAUGAAGCGCCAAGGCCCUCAGGAGCAGUGGUUCAGGUUUUCCAUUGAAGAGGAAGACCCCAAAAUGCACACUUACGGUAUCAUUUAUACGGGAUACGCGACAAAGCACGUCGUGGAAGGUCUAGAGCCCAGGACGCUCUACCGGUUUCGACUGAAGGUCACCAGCCCCUCUGGAGAAUACCAGUACAGCCCAGUCGUCAUGGUGUCCACGACCAGGGAACCCAUAAGUAGCGAGCACUUCCAUCGCGCUGUCAACGUGAACGAUGAAGAGCUGCUUAUUCGAAUCCUUCAAGGAGGCAACGUCAAGGUUGAUGUUCCCAAUAAGUUUGGCUUUACUGCUCUGAUGGUCGCUGCCCAGAAAGGAUACACCAGGCUUGUGAAAAUCCUGGUUUCGAAUGGCACAGAUGUGAACGUGAAGAAUGGAAGUGGCAAGGACAGUCUCAUGCUCGCGUGCUACGCGGGACACCUAGAUGUUGUGAAAUACCUCCGGAGACACGGCGCUUCUUGGGAGACUAGAGACCUGGGAGGCUGCACAGCUCUGCACUGGGCUGCGGACGGAGGCCACUGUGGUGUGAUUGAGUGGAUGAUCAAGGACGGCUGUGAGGUAGAUGCUGUGGAUGCUGGCUCGGGGUGGACCCCGCUCAUGCGAGUCUCUGCGAUAUCUGGGGACCAGCAAGUUGCUUCUCUCUUAAUUGAGGCUGGAGCAGACGUGAAUGUGAAAGAUAAAGAUGGGAAGACCCCUCUGAUGGUGGCUGUGUUAAACAAUCAUGAAGAGCUUGUCCAGCUACUUCUCGACAAAGGAGCUGAUGCGAGUGUCAAAAACGAGUUUGGCAAAGGCGUCUUAGAAAUGGCCAGAGUCUUUGACAGACAGAACGUAGUCUUCUUAUUAGAGGAAAGGAAGAAGAAGGAAAUGCUGAUGAAGUCUUCGGCCUGCUGA